Molecule: messenger RNA, 1798 nt
Organism: Apus apus (common swift)
Lineage: Eukaryota; Metazoa; Chordata; Aves; Apodiformes; Apodidae
Gene: MMAA
Product: metabolism of cobalamin associated A
Exons: 7
Coding region: 492-1730 (412 amino acids)
Cellular component (GO): cytoplasm
Molecular function (GO): GTP binding; GTPase activity
Source: RefSeq, a predicted model, not a curated record
UGCGGCCGCCGGUCCCUGGGGCUCCCCGCGGGGCGGGGGCGGGUGCUGCUGCUUUCUGUCGGCCCCCUGGGGGGUUUCAGCUCCUUGACUUAUAGGUGGUCCUGAGUUGGGUUUGUUUGUUUGCUUGUUUGGGUUUUGUUUUUCCCCCUUCUGGAAAUGAGGUGCAAAAAGUUCAUCCUGAAACUAAAAACUUGGCAGCCAUGAAAGUAGAAUGUACAGCAGUGUUGGUGUGUUCCUGGAUUUUUAGACUACUGUGUGUGAUCUUAGAGGCUGUCUUACUUAAAAGUACUUUUUAUUUGUCUGCUGACUUACAGUAUUUUCAUGUAUUAGGUGUGGUAAUGAGCAGAUGCUAUAGUAUUGAAGAUUCCAUAGCUUCUUUUUGUUCUAUUUUUUUUUCAGUGGGAAAGAGAGAACUAUUUUUUGCUGUUGUUUAAAACAAGUGUCUGCAAACAAGUGAACUGAUACCUCUGGCACUCACAAUUCCAAACAAGAUGAAGAUCCCCUCUUUGCUGCUGAGGUUCCCUCAUUGUUAUUUCUCUAGAAGAACUUACUUCACGAACUUUCAUUUCACUUCCAGAGCUGAUUUCCUCUGUGUUGAACCUCUCAUGCCAGUGCACCACUGUCGUACAAAAUGGAUGUGUUCAUCAAAUGGUCUGAGGAGACACCUGUGUCAACAAGUUGCCCCUGACCAGCAAAUAGAGGGGCUUUGUGACAGAGAACAAAGACUUGUAGACAGACUUUACAAUGGACUAAUCCAGGGUCAUAGAGCCUGUUUAGCAGAAGCCAUUACACUUGUAGAGUCCACUCAGAGUAGGAAGAAGAAAAUAGCCCAGGUGCUCCUUCAGAAGGUAUUAUCCUACCACAGGGAACAAGAAAAAUUAAAUCAAGGAAGGCCACUUGCCUUUAGAGUGGGAUUGUCUGGUCCUCCUGGUGCUGGGAAAUCAACUUUCAUAGAAUGCUUUGGGAAAAUGCUUACAGAAAGAAAAUACAAAGUGUCUGUGUUGGCUGUAGACCCUUCCUCUAGUACAAGUGGUGGUUCUCUAUUGGGUGAUAAAACACGGAUGACGGAGUUGUCAAGAGACAUGAACGCAUACAUCAGACCAUCUCCAACCAGAGGGACACUGGGGGGUGUAACAAGGACCACAAAUGAAGCCAUUCUGCUGUGUGAAGGUGGAGGCUACAAUGUUGUUCUUGUGGAAACAGUAGGUGUGGGACAGUCAGAAUUUGCUGUGGCUGAUAUGGUUGAUAUGUUUAUAUUACUGCUACCACCUGCGGGUGGAGAUGAAUUACAGGGUAUCAAACGGGGUAUAAUUGAGAUGGCAGAUCUAGUUGCUAUAAAUAAAGCUGAUGGUGAUUUAAUUGUGCCUGCACGGAGAAUACAAGCUGAGUACGUUAGUGCUAUGAAGCUGCUUCGCAAGCGUUCAAAGGUUUGGAGACCAAAGGUAAUGCGCAUCUCUGCCAAAACUGGAGAAGGUAUCUCGGAUAUGUGGGAUAAAAUGACAGAAUUUCAUGACCUUAUGCUCACAAGUGGUGAGUUGAUUGCCAAGCGACGGAAACAGCAGAAAGUGUGGAUGUGGAAUCUCAUCCAAGAAAACAUGUUGGAACACUUCCGGAGUCACUUAGCAGUCAAGGAUAAGAUUCCACUUCUAGAAGAAAAAGUACUUAGUGGUGUCUUGUCUCCUGGGUUGGCAGCUGACCUGCUACUGAAAGCAUUCAAAGAUGGUCUCUAAGCAUUAGAUUCUAUUCUGUUCUUGUUAAGUGCUUUGUGUAAGCGUGAACAUUAAAUACUGUUUUUCUA